AUUUUCAUUUAAUUUGCGUGUGGAGCCCGCUUUGCAAAUUGCGGUGAGAGUCAGAAAUCUUGAAGAAGAAAAAUAGUGAGCGGAUCCCUAGCUCUAGCUUUGCUUGGGGAUUGAUGUUUGGACGACUACGAUUGACGACGACCAUGGCUAUUCGCUCCGUCUUCGUGGUCUUAUUCUUGCUGAUCAUCGGCGGGAGAUGGAUCGUCUUUGCCGAUGGCAGCAGCGGUGGCGCCGGGAGGAACGGCUACUCCGGCGGAGCAUGGUCGUCGGCUGUUGCUCCCUCCAAUGUUGGCUUAGCUGUCGCUGUCACCGUCAUGGCCGGUCUCGCCGUGGCUUUCACCGUCGCCUACUCCCGUAGAGGGAGCAUUGGAUCACCUUGGUCACUGAGGAGAAGAAAGCAUGCUCUUCAACCUAGUCAGUGGAAUGCUUUUUUCAACGACCAAGGCCAACUCAGUGAUGGAGGUGUCAAAUUUCUCAAGAAAGUUCGCAGUGGGGGUGUGGAUCCAAGCAUCAGACCUGAAGUUUGGCCGUUCCUACUUGGAGUGUAUGACUUAAACAGCACCGAAGAAGAAAGAGAUUCUAUUCGACAGCAGAAACAGAAGGAAUACGAAAACCUGCGGAGACAGUGUCGCGAGAUUCAUAAACGCAAUGAAAAUGGUUGUGACUCAAAGCAAACAGCUCAGAGCAGCAACACCGAUGACAGUCAGGUUCUUGAUUCCCAUGAUAUUGCAGAAGUCAAUAGUUCAAAGAGAUCCAUCCAAGUAGAAGAAGAAUCAGAGAAGUUGAAUUCCAAAUCGAUUCUUCAGGAUGGGGACUGUGAAGAGAGUGGCGUCACCUCCGAAGAUGCUGCUAAUGACUCAGACUCAACCAACUCUGAAGAAACCGAGACUUCGCCUCUUCUAGAGAAAGAAGAAGCAGAAAGCCACGACACCGUUAGCUCAGACUCAACCAAAUCCGAAGAAACCGAGACUUCACCUCUUCAAGCCAAAGACGAAGCACAAUGCGUUAACUCUGAAGAAACUGAGACUUUGCCUCUUGUAGCUAAAGAAGAAGCAGAAAGCCAAGAUAAAGUCAACCAAGAAAAAGACACUCUGACUCCAUCACCAAACCCAAAAUCUCAGGCCGAAGAGGAAUUCAACACAACUUGGCAGAGAAUUAUCCGCCUGGAUGCAGUGAGAGCAAAUGAUGAAUGGGUUCCCUACUCACCGUCUCAAGCUGCUGUGUCUGACAAAAAAGCCCGAGGAAUAGCCACAGAGGUUGGUCUUAAUGACUACGAGCACUUGGAGCCCUGCCGGAUCUUCCACGCGGCCCGUCUGGUCGGCAUCCUCGAAGCCUACGCAGUGUAUGACCCAGAAAUCGGAUACUGUCAAGGAAUGAGCGACUUACUAUCUCCGUUAAUCGCAGUAAUCGAAGACGACGCCUUAGCAUUCUGGUGCUUCGUCGGGUUCAUGAGUAAAGCACGUCAUAAUUUCAGGCUAGACGAGGUUGGAAUCAGGCGACAACUCUCAAUGGUAUCGAAGAUCAUAAAAUACAAAGAUAUACGCUUGUACAGGCACUUAGAGAACCUAGAAGCGGAAGACUGCUUCUUUGUAUACCGUAUGGUGGUGGUUCUGUUCAGACGAGAACUAACCUUUGAGCAAACGCUGUGUCUCUGGGAAGUCAUGUGGGCGGAUCAAGCAGCCAUAAGAACCGGGAUUGCAAAGGCCACUUGGGGUAGAAUCAGGUUACGGGCACCGCCCACAGAAGAUUUGUUGCUGUAUGCAAUAGCUGCAAGCGUGUUGCAGAGGAGGAAGACGAUCAUAGAGGAGUACAGUGGGAUGGAUGAGAUAAUGAAGGAAUGUAAUAGCAUGGCUGGUCGUCUUGAUGUUUGGAAACUUCUUGACGAUGCUCAUGACUUGGUUGUCAAUCUUCACGACAAGAUCUGAGAGAGAGAGUGUUAAAUCUCACUCUUUGCCACUAUCACUUUACUUGUUGCACUUUUUUGUUAGUGUGUUCAUCUGUUAUUGUUACUUAAAAAUGUGAAACAAAUGUUGUCCCAAAAGCGCUCGAAAAAACGUUUCAUCCA
Molecule: messenger RNA, 2065 nt
Organism: Brassica napus (rape)
Lineage: Eukaryota; Viridiplantae; Streptophyta; Magnoliopsida; Brassicales; Brassicaceae
Product: rab GTPase-activating protein 22-like
Exons: 5
Coding region: 114-1925 (603 amino acids)
Biological process (GO): activation of GTPase activity
Molecular function (GO): GTPase activator activity
Source: RefSeq, a predicted model, not a curated record